Messenger RNA from Ichthyophthirius multifiliis, 1747 nucleotides. Its product is annotated as leishmanolysin family protein, putative. Lineage: Eukaryota; Ciliophora; Oligohymenophorea; Hymenostomatida. The record is from RefSeq and is a predicted model, not a curated record. Gene Ontology annotation, cellular component: cytoplasm; membrane. Gene Ontology annotation, biological process: proteolysis; cell adhesion. Gene Ontology annotation, molecular function: metalloendopeptidase activity. The transcript has a single exon.
AAAAUAUAAAUAAUAACAAAAAUAUUAAUAAAAAAAUGUAAAAAUUUAUUAUAAUCCUAUUAUUAAUAACCUUUGUUUUCGGUCUAAAAGUACUAGAACACGAAUGUGGUCACGAUAAAUUUAAAUAAAGCUAUAAAUAUGAAUCAAUCCCUUAAAAUCCUGUUGAAGAAUCUUCAGAUGUUCGUAAUUUAUAAUAUAAAUAUCCUCGUAAUAUGUUAAUUACCUACAAUAUGGAUUAUUUCAAACCUUUAGCUGCUUCUCAUUUGAAAGAUAAGCUAAUUAGUAUAACUAAUAGCUGUGAGAAAGCUUUAAAUUUGGCAAUUCAAUAUUUUUCUCGUUUAAUAAGAAUACUCCCAAAAAAAGAAUCAGAUAUGAGAUAUAAAUACAGUAAUAAAAAAUGUGGAUUAGUUCCAAUUCCUGAUAUAGACAGAACAUAGGCGUAAAAUUCUGAUUUACAUUUAUAUGUAUCAUAUACAGUUGAACCAGGUAACAAUACUUUAGCUCAUGCUGGUUGGUGUUAAUUUAUAGAUCGUUUAGGACCUACUCAUGGUACAGUUAACUUUAAUUUAGGUUUAUUAGCUGCCAAAAAUCUGGAAGAUCCUAUUGAAUUUGAAGAUUUAAUGGAAAUAGUUAUCCAUGAAAUCACUCAUAUAUUAGGUUUUAGCGAUGAUGAUGUAAAAAGAUGGGUAAAUUCUAAUGGAUUGCCAUAUACUAACCCUAUCACUAAAUAAAUAAUUAGGGGAGUUGAAAAAUAACUUCUGAGUACUCCUCAUGUUUUGGCAUUCGCUAAAAAAUAUUACGGAUGUGAAAAUUUAAAAGGUAUGCCUCUUGAAGAUUAAGGAGGAAGCGGAUCUGCAGGAUCUCAUUGGGAAUAAACAGCUAUCGCAGACGAAUACAUGAAUGCAAGUAUAUCAAAAACUUAGGCCUAUUUUAGUGCUUUUACAACCAAUCUUUUAAGAGACACAGGUUUCUAUGUUGAAGUAAACGCCUCUAUGGAGGAAGCAACGAAUUAUGGAUAAGGAGAAGGCUGUCAAUUUAUCCUUGGUAGAUGUGAUUAAAGUAUAAGAGAAUUUUGUAGACCUGUAUAAGACGAUGGAUUAUGUGAUUAUUAUCACCAUGGAUCUUCUGUUUGUACUAUUGGUUAAUUUAAUGAUCCUAAUUGUAAUACUUCUAGUACCUAUUCUAAUGGAAAAUGCUGGGAUACUAGUAGUGAUUUGAAUACAUAACAAAGUUAACUUGCAUAUGGAAUUAAAUUUGGUAUUAAUUCAAAAUGUUUUAACGUGACUUUAUUAAAUAAAAAAUUUGUACCAUCUAAUAAAUUGUAAGGUAAAUGCUAUUAACAUUAUUGUUAACAUAAUUCAUAAUAAUUGAUUAUUCAAGUAGGAAAUUAAAAGGUUAUUUGCACUAAAAACUAAGCAUAAAUGUAAGUUGACGGAUAUAAUGGAUAUAUUUAAUGCCCGGAAAAUAUACAAGAGUUUUGUAAUUUUAAAAAAUUCUGUCCAAACUACUGUAGUGCAAAUGGAUAUUGCUUAAAAGGAUAAUGUAAUUGCGAUAAAGGAUUCUAUGGAAGUGAUUGCUCAUUAUAUAGCUAUUAGUGAAAAAAAAUUAUAGUUUAAUUUUCUAUAUAUUUUAUUAGAAAAACUAGACUAAAAAUAUUAAUAUUAUAUAAUAAUAAAUUAAAUUAUAGGAAUUAUAAUUUCAUAAAAAUAGUAUUUUUUAAAAAAAUAUAUUAAUUUCAUUUGUUUUU